This is a messenger RNA of Triplophysa rosa, 1700 nucleotides long. RefSeq names its product F-box/LRR-repeat protein 12-like. Bases 55 to 1143 code for a protein of 362 amino acids. Gene Ontology annotation, molecular function: protein binding. The transcript has 4 exons. The record is from RefSeq and is a predicted model, not a curated record. Lineage: Eukaryota; Metazoa; Chordata; Actinopteri; Cypriniformes; Nemacheilidae.
CAAAAAGAACGAUUCGUUCACGAACGUAACAUCACUACAACCAUCCGGGCUGUCAUGGCCGCUGUUAGAUGCGGGAGUCUGGAGUGUUUCCCGGAAAACAUUUUAAUUGACAUUUUAUCUUAUUUAAAUGUGCGAGAACUCGUGCGCAACUCCAGGGUGUGCAGGCGCUGGAAGCAGCUGGUGAAGGAUCAGAGAUUGUGGCGUUCUGUUGAUCUGUCCUCAUGGAAAGCGGUGCCAUCUCGAGUGCUGUGGAUUCUGCUGCGUCAGUAUCUGGGUCGUGGCCUGCGAUAUCUGCGUCUGCGCGGUCUGCUGUUGUCUGCACGUGGCGGUGCCUUCCUUACUGAAUCGUGGCUGCAGGGUCUGACCUCCAAGUGCCCUCGUCUGCGCAGACUCUGCCUGCUGCACACAGACCUGCGCGGCUUACACAGCUGCUCUCUGCUGCCCCCUACUUUACAGGUGCUGGAACUGCAUUAUUGUGAAGUCCCACCUGCUUUCUUUACCCAGAAUCCCUCUGGAUCAGAAACAGACAGAACUGCCACAGAAAACGAAGCGCCUUCAUCCGCCGGCCAGAGCAUGGCCAUACAGACGCUCGUUCUCGAUACCGUACCAUCCUUUUCUGAUCAGCACCUGCAGAGUCUCAGCUCGUGGCCUCACCUGAGCCACCUGGAGCUGAGGGAUCUGAUCCGCGUGACAGUAGCCGGUCUGAAGGGCUGCGUUCCCCCCGGGGUGCAGUCGCUCACCCACCUUAAACACCUGGAGCUGGAGACAUCCAAGCGGACUCAGAUGGUAGCGCUGGGUCUCGGCGGGGGCUGGCCCGGUCUUGAGGGUCUCAGUUUGGGUGGUAAAGAGGUCGGUCCUGGUCUGCUGUCUGUCGGCCGUCUGCCAGACCUGCGCUCAUUGCGUCUGCACACGUGCAGAUUGGCGCAAGUGAUGGUGCUCAGAAGCUGCAGGUGUCUGACACAGCUGCGCAGGCUGGAGUUCAGUGAGGUGGAGUUUAUAGAGGAGGAGGUGAGAGAGGAUGAGACGGACGGACUGAAGAGUGAAGAUGAUCCUGUGAUGAAGUUUAGACACGUGUUAUGUGAACUGCUCCCCCGAUGCACCGUAUGUUUCAACAAAUGCACACUCACAAUAAACAACGACUGACACAGACACACAAUUAUACUGCAGAGACAUUACACGUGUGUGCGUGCGUGCGCCUUUAACAGACAAGAACAAAAACAUGUUUUUCAGAUCUGUGACUUUGAGCUGUUUAUAAAUGCAGACUAGAUUAUUUUUACUUGAAAUAAAGUUGUUGUAUGUGAAUAUUGCUUGCAGUUUUAAUAAUUGUUGGUUUAGGGUGAAUCUCGUGUCUGGCCAUAUGUCACUUUGGAAUCAAAAGAAAGCAUUAAGAAAUUAUAUUUUGAUUAAUGUAAAAGGUUAUAGGGACUUUUGCUGUAUUGUUGCAUUAUUUUAUGAUAACUAAGCAAUCCUCAUUACUGUAAUGAAGAAAAACAUUGUAAUGUGUGUAUUUGUUGUACUGCCUCAAAUUUGUAGCAAUGAAAAUGACAAAGAACUCAGAAUGCAUUUUAGAUUGAUGAUGAGAUUCAGACAAGAAACAUUUUUAACUGAAGUGGAAAUAUUACAUUGGCAAAAUCUUAUUAGUAAUAAAGAAUCGUUUUUUACCUAAUACAGCGAUAAAAAUGGCCUGUUUGUCUAUUGUG